Dermochelys coriacea (leatherback sea turtle) is the source of this 1552-nucleotide messenger RNA. RefSeq names its product mitogen-activated protein kinase 13 (gene MAPK13). The record is from RefSeq and is a predicted model, not a curated record. Gene Ontology annotation, biological process: intracellular signal transduction; protein phosphorylation. The transcript is spliced from 12 exons. Gene Ontology annotation, cellular component: cytoplasm; nucleus. NCBI's taxonomy places the organism in Eukaryota, Metazoa, Chordata, Testudines, Dermochelyidae. The coding region runs from base 417 to 1295 and encodes 292 amino acids. Gene Ontology annotation, molecular function: ATP binding; MAP kinase activity.
ACAGCCCAACAAGGAGGCUUGGGCUGGACAGCCCUUCCUUUCUCUCUCCAAGAGGCAGCAGCUGGAAGCUGUCAGCCGUAAAACACAGGCAACCUCUCACAGCCAUCCAGGGUUGACUGGCUCAGCGAGGUGUGAUGCAGUUCAUUAUGGAGGUUCCUCUUCAAAUGCUUUCACCCUGAAAAGCACUGGGGAGAAUCUGAAGAAUCAUAGCAGUCUCUGGACGACUGCUGUUGAUGGCUUUUCUUUCCAUCCCUUUGCUGAUUAAAUCGAGGGCCUGCCUUCUCUGCAACUCUGCCACAGGACUUUGAGAGAAGAGUUCAGCCAUAGAUAAGACGACGGGGGAGAAAGUGGCCAUCAAGAAGCUGUGCCGACCGUUCCAGUCAGAGAUCUUUGCCAAGAGAUCAUACAGAGAGCUCAUGCUGCUAAAGCACAUGCAACAUGAGAACGUUAUUGGGUUGCUUGAUGUCUUCACCUCAGCCACCUCCUUCAAUGGAUUCCAGGACUUCUACCUGGUGAUGCCGUACAUGCGGACAGAUUUACAAAAGAUCAUGGGACAUGAGUUCAGUGAUGAAAAGAUCCAGUACCUGGUCUACCAAAUGCUGAAAGGUUUGAAGUACAUUCAUUCUGCUGGAAUCAUUCACCGGGACCUGAAGCCAGGCAAUCUGGCCGUCAAUGAAGACUGCGAACUAAAGAUCUUGGACUUUGGCUUGGCGAGACACACAGAUGCUGAGAUGACUGGCUAUGUUGUGACGCGUUGGUACAGAGCACCAGAAGUCAUUCUGAACUGGAUGCAUUACAACCAGACGGUGGACAUCUGGUCUGUUGGUUGUAUCAUGGCAGAAAUGCUGACUGGGAAAACCCUGUUUAAAGGUAAAGAUUAUCUAGAUCAGCUGACCCAGAUCUUGAAAGUAACCGGACUCCCAGGAGAGGAGUUCGUGCAGAAAUUGGAGGACAAAGCGGCUAAGAAGUAUAUCCAGUCCCUUCCCAAGAUUCCCAAAAUGGAUUUAUCCCAGCUUUUCUCCAAAGCCAAUCCUCUGGCGGUGGAGCUGCUCGACCAGAUGCUGCAGCUGGAUGUGGGAAAGCGUCUCACAGCCACAGGAGCUCUGGCCCAUGCAUAUUUUGACCAACUCCGAGAUGCUGAGGAGGAGACAGAGGCGCAGCAGCCCUACAACGACUCCUUGGAGCACGAGCAGCUUUCCACAGAUGAGUGGAGAAGGCAUACUUACAAUGAGAUUCAGUCCUUCAGUCCGAUUGCCCGGAAGGACUCCAAGAGGCGGAGUGGUAUGUCAUUGUAGUGGCUGGGCUGGCCAAGGUUGGGGCUCACUCCCUCUGCGGGGUCACGAAAGAGGAUGCCUAUCGGGAUUUGGACCACCCCAGCGCCAGAUAUUUAUCAACAUGGGGGUGUGGAACUUCUGUACAUGUGUGGAACAGAAGGAUGUUGAAUACCCAAGAGUGUUGGGCUUUGUCCUGUGGGAGGAAACUGCACCAGAUACAUCUUUCAGUGCCAAAGAUUAAUGUAUUUCUCAUUAAAACCUCAAUUAGUAGAAUUGUA